ACAGCACCAAGUUUAAUCUCAAUGCCAGGAUAUUUCAACAGAAGAAGAAACAAAAUCAUGAACGAAGGUUCAGUGUUUGCAUACUUCAGCCAAUAAUGUAAUUUCGGAGUAAAUGUGAAGUAUUAAUAUUUACAAUGUCUGAAGUUGCGGCUGACGAAAUGUCCGUGUUGUCUGCGAUAUACUGCGGAAAGGACGAGUUUGAACUGUUGGAAGAAUCAGCUGAUAAAGGAUUUGUGUUCCGCGUAAAACUUUUGGUGGAGGGAAUUCCUUUAAACAUUAUUUUCCAUCUGUCCCCGGAGUAUCCGCGGUGCCUACCAGUUAUCAGCGUCAGUUCCGAAGACUUGUCCCGACACCAGUGUCAGUCAAUAAAGGAGAGUUUGAUUAAGAAGGCGGUGGAGUUACAACCGGAUCCAAUGGUUCACGAACUACUUUCAUGGUUUAAGGAGAACUCUUCAGGCUUUAUGACGGUAGCAACCAUAGCACCGACACAAAAAGAUGAACAGGGCACAUGGGUUGCUCUGUUGCAUUUGGACCACAUGAGGGCAAAGACUAAAUAUGUUAAACUCAUUGAAAAAUUUACUUCAGAGUUGGACCUAACCGGAAGACUCUUCUUAGGGAGAAUCAUAUUAAUUCUCCUACAAGGAGCAAGAGAAAACAUUAAGGAGUAUCUACAUUUACAGAAAACAGCAAAGGUGGAUGUGGAUUCAUCUGGUAAAAGAUGCAAGGAGAAAAUGAUGAGAGUCCUCUGUGAAACUCCUCUUUCAGACGGCCUCCAACAGUUACCCACAUUUGAUGUGAAAGAAUUUUCAACUCUUGAAGAUCUCAAAACAGAAUUUCAAGCAAUCGGUUUCAAAAUGAUGUAUGAGGAGUUUGUACCCUCAUUACUAUAACAUGUUAACAUCACUUCUUUAUGUCUGUAUGGGUUUGAUACUGAUCCCUAUGGUGCAUAGAUCUAUCCUCUCCAUUUGUAUUUGGAGAAGAAUUACAACAAUAAACCACAUUUCAGAAA
Messenger RNA from Clupea harengus (Atlantic herring), 1009 nucleotides. RefSeq names its product RWD domain containing 3 (gene rwdd3). The record is from RefSeq and is a predicted model, not a curated record. Gene Ontology annotation, molecular function: protein binding. NCBI's taxonomy places the organism in Eukaryota, Metazoa, Chordata, Actinopteri, Clupeiformes, Clupeidae. Gene Ontology annotation, biological process: positive regulation of hypoxia-inducible factor-1alpha signaling pathway; positive regulation of protein sumoylation.